AUGGCGGACGACGACGACGACGACGACCCGUUCGACGCGCUGAUGGGCAUCGACGCCGAGGAGUUCAAGCAGCUGCUGGACGAAGCCCCCGCGAGCGCGGCGGCGGGCGAGAAGGUCUUCCGAGGCGGCGUCGCGGUCGUGGACGACGGCUCCAUCUCGCGCGAGGAAUUCCGCGCGAGGUUUCUCGUCCCGCGCGUCCCGGUCGUGAUCCGCGACGCCGCGUUCGCGCCGACGCACCUCACGCCGGCGUACCUGAGAGCGACGUACGGGGACGUGAUCGUGCCGCUGGACGUCACCGCGGCGAAUCGCGCGGACGCCAAGUUGGGCGACUUCCUCGACGCGCUGUCGUCGACGUCGUCGUCGAACGCCGCCGCCGCCGACGACGACGACGACGCCGAGCGGUCUAGGUUGAAGUCGCGGUACCUUCGGAACCUUCAGAUGCACGAGUGGUUCCCGCGCGAGGCCGCGAAGCUGCGCCUCCCCGAGCGGCUCUUCGGCGCGAACGCGCUCGCGGACGCCGCGCUCGUCCCGCGCUGCCCGGACAGCUGGCGGCGCUGGCACGAACUCUUCGUGUGCGGCCCCGAGUGCGACGGGUUUCCGUUCCUGCACCGCGACACGUGCGGCGUCGCCGCGGCGUCGAUGCAAGCGCACGGCGCGAAACGCUUCACGUUGUUCCACCCGGACGACGGUGCGCGUCUGUACCCGCGCGGCGGCAGCGGGCUCCGAAGCGAGAUCCCCGCGAGGGCGCUCGCGAAGCCGGGCGGCGUGUGCUUGGAGACGUAUCCCGCGUUCGCGCGCGCCAAGCGGAUCACCGUCGACGUCCGCGCGGGGGAGUGUCUCGUCGUGCCUCCGGACUGGUGGCACACCGCGCGCGCGGUCGGGGACGAGGUGAGCGUCAGCGUCGCCGCGUCGUUCGUGGACGUCGAGCGCGCGGACGCGUUCAACGACGCGUACGCGGAGUUUGAAGCGCUGAGGUCGCUGGCGAGCGUCGGCGCGGCGACGUGA
Micromonas pusilla CCMP1545 is the source of this 1005-nucleotide messenger RNA. RefSeq lists its product as uncharacterized. The transcript has a single exon. The coding region runs from base 1 to 1005 and encodes 334 amino acids. Gene Ontology annotation, molecular function: 2-oxoglutarate-dependent dioxygenase activity. Lineage: Eukaryota; Viridiplantae; Chlorophyta; Mamiellophyceae; Mamiellales; Mamiellaceae. The record is from RefSeq and is a predicted model, not a curated record.